Darwinula stevensoni is the source of this 1026-nucleotide messenger RNA. Lineage: Eukaryota; Metazoa; Arthropoda; Ostracoda; Podocopida; Darwinulidae. The record is from the annotation of a GenBank genome assembly.
AUGGAAGAGUUUACCCUGCUUCAAGCACUACCUCUCGGCAGUCUCGCCAAGAUCUCCAUCCGUCUGCGUCUCGGUGCAUGGCCCAUGAAGAGUCCCUCCCUACCCGAUGAGAACCUGCGAUUCCAUCCUUCAGUCGGAUCGUUCGUUGGUAGAUGCUUUGUCUUUCGAAGCCUCGUAGACAUUCCACAUGCCGAAGGGGAAGAGCAGAAUGCGAGGACGGCCUGGUAUGGGCCUACCAUCAAUGAAAAUGACUAUGAGGAACAAUGGAAAUAUAACUACACGUUCCCGAUCCUCGACAGGUCCAUGUUCCAGAAUGUUCCCUUCUGCGGAUUGUGUAUGACGCAAGCUGAUGAUGUUUCUACUGCCAAAACACCUGGGCACGUGGCAUUGCUUUCCCACUGGGGGCGCAUGUCUCGCCUUGACAACAGUUACAUCGACAUCAUUGCAAGCAUGGAAGCACCUCCCAUCACUGUCUUCCUUCUCUUCCUCACGUUCUCCGCCCGUACUCAGAGGAAGUAUCCUUGGAUAGGAUGGAUGGGGACAACACAGAGCAAUUUCAUCUGCACGUCGGCCCUCAUCAAUGAUCGCUACGUCCUUACUGCUGCUCAUUGUGUGUCAUCAAACCCAUCUGGAACAUUUUACGUGACUCUGGGAUCCUCGAACCGGUCCCAACGGCCGGCAGGUCAAGCAAUCCAGAUUCCAGCAAGAUCCAUCAUCCACCCAAAUUAUAUUUCGCAACCAAUUCAGAACGAUGUCGCCCUUCUGAAACUUUACACUCCUGUGAACUUCGCAGCUUACCCAAACAUCCGUCCCAUUUGUCUCGCUGGUUUCAAUCCCAGUGCCAAUUCAGUGGUAACAAUCGCGGGAUGGGGCCGAACUUCAGGAAGUUACGUGUACAGCUUCAUCUUUCCCAACACCGUGGAUGCCCAAUGCGUCAAGGAAAUGGUCAUAGCAUAUGCAUACCUCAGCUCAGCAAGUAGUGUCCACGAAGGGCGUGAAGGAUCAAAGCAUGAGGUGCAAGUGUAG